AUGGUGUUGUUUCCCUGGAGCGAAGAUCCCGGAGCUCAGCGCCUGCUGCUCCCCUGGCUGCUCCUCCCCGCGCUCUGGGCGGCCGGGCGCGGGCAGCUGCGCUACGCGGUCCCCGAGGAGGCCCAGCACGGCACGUUCGUGGGCCGCCUCGCGCAGGACCUGGGGCUGGAGCUGGCGGAGCUGGUGCCGCGCCUGUUCCGGGUGGCGUCCAAGGAGCGCGGGGAGCUGCUGGAGGUGAACGUGCAGAAUGGCAUUUUGUUUGUGAACGCGCGGGUGGACCGGGAGGAGCUGUGCGGGCGGAGCGCGGAGUGCAGCCUCCACCUGGAGGUGAUCGUGGACAGGCCGCUGCGGGUGUUCCACGUGGAGGUGGAGGUGGAGGACAUCAACGACAACCCGCCCGUGUUCCCCGCCGCACACAAGACGCUGUUUAUUUAUGAAUCUCGACAGCUUGGGUCUCGGUUGUCGCUAGAGGGCGCAUCUGAUGCAGAUAUCGGAACGAAUUCCUUGUUGACUUACACCCUGGAUUCCACCGAGUAUUUCACUUUGGACGUUAAGAGAAAUAACGAGGACAUAAAAUCCAUCGGACUCGUGUUGAAAAAACUUUUAAAUCGAGAGGAUACUCCGGAGCAUUACUUACUAAUAACGGCCACUGACGGCGGGAAGCCAGAGCUGACGGGCACGACUCAAGUGAAGGUCACAGUGUUAGAUGCAAAUGACAAUGCCCCAGUAUUUGAGAGGACGCUCUACAAGGUCAGAUUGUCUGAAAAUGUGCCGACCGGGACUCUAGCAGUGAUGGUGAACGCCUCCGAUUUGGAUGAAGGAGUAAAUAAGGACAUUGUGUAUUCUUUUCAUGAAGACGUAUCCGCUGAGAUUCUGUCCAAGUUCCACUUAGAUCCUGUCAGUGGAUGCAUCACCGUGAAAGGUAACCUCGAUUUUGAGGAGACGAAAUCAUACGAAAUCCAGGUAGAGGCAACAGACAAAGGAACUCCCCCAAUGACAGAUCAUUGCACAGUGGUAGUGGAAAUCGUGGACAUAAAUGACAAUGCGCCCGAAUUAGUCAUCAAGUCAUUAUCACUGCCUGUACCAGAAGAUUCUCCAAUUGGUACCGCCAUCGCCCUGAUCAGCGUGUCCGACCUCGAUUCUGGUGCGAAUGGCCAGGUGAGCUGCUCGCUGCCGCCACACCUGCCCUUCAAGCUGGCGUCCACCUUCAGGAACUACUACUCCCUGGUGCUGGACAGCGCCCUGGACCGCGAGGCCACCGCGGGCUACCAGGUGGUGGUGACGGCGCGGGACGGGGGCUCGCCCCCGCGGUGGGCCACGGCCAGCGUGUGGGUGGAGGUGGCCGACGUGAACGACAACGCGCCCGUGUUCGCGCAGGCCGAGUACACGGUGUCGGUGCGCGAGAACAACGCGCCCGGCGCGCACAUCUGCACGGUGAGCGCGCGGGACGCGGACGCGCAGGAGAACGCGCGCGUGUCCUACGCGCUGGUGGAGCGGCGCGUGGGCGAGCGCGCGCUGUCGAGCCUCGUGUCGGUGCACGCGCAGAGCGGCCGCGUGCACGCGCUGCAGCCGCUGGACCACGAGGAGCUGGCGCUGCUGCAGUUCCAGGUGAGCGCGCGCGACGCCGGCGCGCCUGCGCGGGGCAGCAACGCCAGCCUGCAGCUGUUCGUGCUGGACGAGAACGACAACGCGCCGGCGCUGCUGGGGCCGGCCGGGGGCGGGGCGCGGAGCCACGCGCUGGCGCGCUCGGCGGGCGCGGGCCACGUGCUGACCAAGGUGCGCGCGCUGGACGCGGACUCGGGCUACAACGCGUGGCUGGCGUACGAGCUGCAGCCGGCGGCGGCCGGGGCGCGCAGCCCGUUCCGCGUGGGGCUGUACACGGGCGAGGUCAGCACCACGCGCGCCCUGGACGAGGCGGACGCGCCGAGGCAGCGCCUGGUGGUGCUGGUGCGGGACCACGGCGAGCCCGCGCUCACGGCCACGGCCACGCUGCUGGUGUCGCUGGUGGACGGCGCUCCGUCGCCGAAGCUGUCUGCGCGCGCGUCGGCGGGCCGCGUGGGCGCGGAGGCGUCGCCGCUGGACGUGAACGCGUCGCUGAUGGUGGCCAUCUGCGCGGUGUCCGGCCUGCUGGUGCUGACGCUGCUGCUGUGGGGGGCGCUGCGGUGCUGCGGGGCGGCGCGGAGCGAGGGCGCGUGCGCGCCGGGGAAGCCGGUGCUGGUGUGCUCCAGCGCGGUGGGGAGCUGGUCCUCGUGCCGGCAGAGGAGGCCCGGGCUGUGCUCCGCCGAGGGCCCGCCCAAGGCCGACCUCAUGGCCUUCAGCCCCAGCCUUCCUCCCUGCCCAGUGAACCCCGACAAAGAGGAGCCACUGGCGGGCGAACUCGAUUUCUCUGCCAAAGUGAGUAAUUUUUCUUUAAAAAAUCUUUAA
Molecule: messenger RNA, 2424 nt
Organism: Perognathus longimembris pacificus (Pacific pocket mouse)
Lineage: Eukaryota; Metazoa; Chordata; Mammalia; Rodentia; Heteromyidae
Product: protocadherin alpha-3-like
Exons: 1
Coding region: 1-2424 (807 amino acids)
Biological process (GO): homophilic cell-cell adhesion
Cellular component (GO): plasma membrane
Molecular function (GO): calcium ion binding
Source: RefSeq, a predicted model, not a curated record